Molecule: messenger RNA, 798 nt
Organism: Archocentrus centrarchus (flier cichlid)
Lineage: Eukaryota; Metazoa; Chordata; Actinopteri; Cichliformes; Cichlidae
Product: low affinity immunoglobulin gamma Fc region receptor II-like
Exons: 5
Biological process (GO): immune response; cell surface receptor signaling pathway
Cellular component (GO): external side of plasma membrane
Molecular function (GO): transmembrane signaling receptor activity
Source: RefSeq, a predicted model, not a curated record
ACCCUCACAGCUCGUCUGACUGUGAGUCCCAGCAGCUCUCAGUUCUUUGAAUUAAACUUUGUGUCUCUGAGCUGUGAGGAGGACGACAGCUCUGCUGGAUGGACUCUGAGGAGGAACACAAGCAAGGAGACCAGAGUUGAUUGUGGAGCUCACUGGGGGAGCUCAGCUGGUUCUUCCUGCAUCAUCAGUCACAUCAUCUCACUGGACAUUGGAGUUUACUGGUGUGAGUCCAGAGAGGGUGCCAUCAGUAACAUGGUUAAUCUCACAGUCUCUGGUGGAUCAGUGAUCCUGCAGAGUCCUGUCCUCCCUGUGAUGGAGGGAGAUGACGUCACUCUGCUCUGUCAAACAAAGACCACUCCCUCCAACCUCCCAGCUGCUUUCUAUAAAGAUGGCUCCCUCAUCAGGAAGCAGCCUACAGGUCACAUGACCAUCCAGCAUGUUUCCAGGUCUGAUGAAGGCCUCUACAAGUGUGACAUCAGCGGUCAUGGAGAGUCUCCAUCCAGCUGGAUCACUGUCACAGAGAGACACACCACCACACCUCCACCUACAUCCACACCUCCACCAAGAUCCAUACCUCCACCUACAUCCACCUCUCCUCCUGUUCUCUCUGUGAUCUCCUCUGUUGGAUCAGUCUGUGUUGUGGUUCUACUGGUGUUACUGGUUCUGCUGGUGAGACGAUGUGUUCACAGGAAACCUGAAGAGAGUGACCCAGCUGCAGUCUCCACAGCAGUGAGAACAGAAGACGUCACUUAUGGACAAAUAGCCGUCAGAACAAAGAGGAAAAGAGACUUCCAAUAA